AUGCGAGAAUGCACUUACACUGGCUCGCUGCCAUGCUGCGCAGUGCCAAGCAAGGCCUGCUUUGGCCAGCAGGCUGGAUGGAAGUUCCAAGUGGACCCCUCCGAUCCCAACGCGGCCCGCACACUCAGGCGGCACGAAGAGCAGCGCGCCAGCAACGAGGCUGACUGCGAAGCCUUGUGCUCCCUGGCUGCCAAGGUCACACGGGACGCAGGCAGCUUUAGCUGUGAGUGCGGUUUCUUCCACGGGAAGUUGUCCAGGCUGUUGAACCACAAGUGCAAGGCCGCCGAGCCACGCUUGCCUGCCCAAGUCCGGUGCCGGCGAGCUACUGCAGCUUUGGCAGCCGCAGCCCGUCAAGUGACCGGCGCUGGCGCCGCAGCUGAUGAGGCAGCGGCGCACGGUUCAGAGGAGUCGCCCUUGGCCCCUGUGCUGGCGGAAAUGGUUUCCAGCAAGAGCGCCAUGCCCUGGGCAUGCUGCAUGGCAGAGCGCCCAGCGCGGGCGGGCGACUUUGUCCCACAUCCAGCCAUGAAGAAGUCCUUCUUACAAAUUCAAAGCAUUUGCUCGGACAACGAGGUCUUGGCCUUGCGCUUUCGCCCGUUCCCUCUUGCAGGAGAAUGUCGGAUACACCCUCCAGCUGGUGGCGAAGCAGGCGGCUGCUGGCGAGCCAUUCCUUCUGGCAAGCUUGAGCGGGCACGGCUCGACAGAAUGCAAGUGCCUUGCGUGCCCAUUCUAGCUCCCCAGCCGAGCUGGUCAGUGUCUUCUCCGCUGUCAGCACGCUGCUUUAGGCAAAGCGUGCCAGGGCUGCCCCGCGCCCGGCCAGCUGCUGGUGAGUUGGACAAUUUGGUGGAGACGUCUUUUGCGCGCAGCUUGCGCUCCGAGGCACGGCUGUCCCAAAAAGUUGCUCAAGUGCUGCAAGAUGUGUGCAGCCGGCCUUUGGCGUACCGUGUCAUGCCAGCCAGCUGCCCGCAAGCGGACGGCGGCGUGUGCCACAUCAUUUGCCGGGGAAAGCGGCGGGGCUGCAAAUUCCUGACAGCUACUGGCAUGUGGCGGUGUGAAGCGGCGACGUACUCCUGCAAGACACAUGGGGGUUUUAGAUGGAACUUGCCUGUCGGCGCAUCGUCUGCAGGCGCGACACUUGUCGGAGACGUUAUGGGCGACUGGAUUGUGCACAGCUCAUUCUGGCCACCAAUCUGGCAAACGUUUCUAGCGACGGAGUCGUACGUGGCGUUAGAAAGGCACGUACGUCGCCAAGUAGAGAGCGCUGUGUUCUUGGCAUUGGCGGAGCACCCGAGCGCCAGCAGCUUGCCACAAUGCGACAAGGGUGAGAUCCACUGGCAUUUGUUGCAGCAUUGCUCGCAGACGCCCGACGCGGUCACAUUGAAGAACUGGCUGCUGAGCUUCAUGUCAGCGCAGAUGAGCUCGGAGGAUGUGGCGGCUUUGGCUGCGGAGGUGGUGGCUUCCCAUGGUGCCAUAUGCUGCUUUGACUUUUCGUCCAGCGACGGUGCCCGGACUGUAUUUAAGCACCGCACUUUCAUGAUUUAA
Molecule: messenger RNA, 1539 nt
Organism: Effrenium voratum
Lineage: Eukaryota; Dinophyceae; Suessiales; Symbiodiniaceae
Source: the annotation of a GenBank genome assembly